CGGAAGCGUAUAGUUUUGUCGUUGAGUUGUAUAGUCAUAGAUAACAACCGUGUGCUAAUAAUCAACAAUAGCUAACUCCUAUCGCGAAGCAACAAGUCGGACAGAAUGCAACUCGAAUUACGUACCGUUUAUUGGUAAAUAAAAAGUCUGGAAUGGCAACGCUACUUCAAGGGACCUUGAUGGACUUCAGUCCAAUAAGGAAUGGCGACCCAGAGAAGGAAAAUGAUGUUCCUGUUCUAAGCCUGGUCCUGUUUUCCAAGGCUCCUUUUGUAUCCUUUGGUACAACGAAGGUCGGCACCUCAAAGUCUGCUGUUCUCCGCAUUGAAAAUCCAACAGAGGAUGCAGAAGUCGAGGUCACUGUUGACAAGAUCCCAUCGAGCAAAGGCUUCACUGUGAACCAAAACGCAUUCACAAUUCAGCCCCUGAGCUCAUUUAGCAUGACAAUAACCUGGACUCCAAACGAAGAAGGUGGAAUCAGAGAACUGAUCAUCUUCAAUGCCAACAACGUCCUCAAGCACCAGGCAGUUUUGCUUGGGAGAGCAGAAGCAUCACAAAAGAAAAAGAAGAGCUUAUGGGAUACAAUCAAAAAGAAAAGGGCAGUCGGAAAAGCAUCUCCUUACAGGGGAAAGAGGAUGGAGCCACCAACAAAGAUGGCUGCCAAUAAAAUCGUACAAGUGUCCCAAAAGCAACAGCAUAAACGGGAUAAACUCCGCAGUCCACUUUCUUCACUUAAUGAGGGAAAACCUGUCAAAGAGAAGUUUAAACACCAGCACAGACGCCUUGAGGAUCACCAUCAGAAGUCAGAGCAGUCUUUAAAUCCUACCCAAAAGCAAUGGUCUCUGGCAGACCAGGAGAACGUACGCCAUGUUCAAAGACACUCUUCUCAUGCAUUGGCCACAAAGACGACAGACAUGUGUCAGAACAAAGCGCUUUCCAAAAUCCUGAAUACAACUUUGUCCCCUAUUGGGACACCAGAGAAGCUCAAAGAGAUCAUGCCUCACAUUCAGUCAGUGGCAAGUCCUGUGAGCAGAGGCCCAGCACUCUCUAUGACUGAUGCACUUGCACUCAUUGGCUCAGAUCUCAGUUCAAAUAACAGCAGUCCUCAAGACACCAGUUCUAGUUAUGGCUUUUCCGAUUCCUUGGAGUCGAAAAGUGAUGAACAUGAAUGUGGGCCGAACAAAAAUGUCUUCAAUGCACAACCUGACAGCCCAGAACUGUCAGAGUCCACAGAGCCCAGACUGACUUUCAGCAAAAAGGUUGUACCCGAGACAGAAAAGGCUGUAGAAAUACCUAAAGGGCGGGCUUUUAAUUGUGAAACGGUGAUUAAAAAAAAGGCACCAAUGAGUGAGAGGAAAAUAAAGAAGUCAAGGCGGUGUCUGUUGGAGAAAACGCUGGAGAUGGCAGAAAGCAGCAGUCAGGCUGAGUCUGGACCAAGUACCCCACAGCUACCUGUAAUAGAACCAGACACAAGGACAGAGGGAUCUGAGGAAGCUGGACUCCGAUGUGUCAACACAAGAGCUGUCCAAGAAUUAAAUGCUGCCAGCCCGACUCAAAGGCUUGAUGGCUCACCAUCAUCCAUUCCUAUACCGACCAGCUCGCCUAAACACACAGCUCAUCGGGGCUUCACCAUCACGUCCCCACCCCUCAAGGUUCCUAAUAUGACCUCCACGAUCACCUCUCCGUCACCCUUGGGCCAAUUUUCCCCUAUUCACUGCAGCAACAAACCCAACAAUCACCUUCCUGAAUCAUCUCCAGCAGCUGUUCCCCCUGAGCUCAUCUCAGCCAAUCAUUUGGACUCAUUUCCCAUUCAUUUGGCAAAGAAGAGCAGAAAGAGGAAGAGUGAAGAGUAUUUGAAAAGUGUCCUGAAGAUCGACGAUGGUGGGAAAACUGAGCCCGUCAAAAGGACCAGGACGGUGGCUUGGAAAAACGAGCCCACCAAAUCGACACACGAGAGGAGUACGUCACAGAGGCAGCGGGCCAAAUCAACAGGUUCUGGAUACUCAAUGAAGACACCAUCUCUAAAGACCACAAAGUCAUCAGCCCCUAGUCCGACGAAGCCAACAAGCACCAAACUUCCCUCGCAAGGCGCCACAUCUCUGAAGUCAUCCCGAGCGCAGAGUGUGAGGUGUGUAAAGCCUGCAAGGGUUGCUGCUGUAGCACAGUCCAUGCUGACCUUCAUCAAACCAGCUCAGACAGCCAUACCCAGGCAUCCACUUCCUUUUGCUGCCAAGAACAUGUUCUAUGACGAGAGAUGGAUUGAGAAGCAAGAAAGGGGUUUCACCUGGUGGCUCAACUAUGUCUUGACUCCAGAUGAUUUUAAAGUCAACACUGAAAUUACCAAAGUGAGUGCUGCAUCCCUUGCCAUGGGCUGCAGUGACAAGUUCAGUGUUGCCAAAGCUCCCACCAAAGAGGAGAUGUCUUUCAGCACUUAUACAGCUCGUCGAAAGUUAAACCGCCUUCGCCGAUCUGCCUGCCAGCUCUUCACCUCUGAGAGCAUGGCCAAGGCCAUCAAGAGGUUGGAGAUUGAGGUGGAGGCAAAGAGACUACUCAUCCGCAAAGACCGCCAUCUUUGGAAGGAUAUAGGUGAACGUCAGAAAGUCCUCAAUUGGCUUCUUGCCUACAAUCCGUUAUGGUUACGGAUUGGCCUUGAGACUAUCUUUGGGGAGCUCAUCUCGCUGGAGAGCAACAGUGAUACAAUGGGUAUGGCUAUGUUUAUACUCCAACGACUUCUAUGGAACCCAGACAUCGCAGCGGAAUUUAGACACCCCAAAGUCCCUCAUCUCUACAAAGACGGCCACGAGGAGGCGCUGUCUCGCUUCACGCUGAAGAAGCUGCUCUUGCUGGUGUGUUUCUUGGACAAGGCCAAAGAGUCUCGCCUGAUCGAGCAUGACCCAUGUCUGUUCUGCAUGGAUGCAGAGUUCAAGACAAGCAAAGACCUGCUGCUCGCUUUCUCAAGAGACUUUCUAAGCGGGGAGGGUAUCCUCCCCCGCCAUCUUGGCUACCUGGGGCUACCAGUCUCCCACGUUCAAGCUCCCCUCGACGAGUUCAACUUUGCUGUCAGGAAUUUGGCAGUUGAUUUAAAAUGCGGAGUUCGACUUGUGAGAGUCAUGGAGCUUCUCAUAAAGCAGUGGGGGUUGUCGGCAAAGCUUCGACUGCCAGCCAUCAGCCGCCUGCAAAAAGUCCACAAUGUAGAUAUCUCCCUACAAGUCCUCAAAAGCCAAGGCGUUGACCUGAAGGAUGAACACGGUCACAUGAUCGAAUCCAGAGACAUUGUGGAUGGACAUCGAGAGAGGACAUUGAGCCUCCUGUGGAAAAUAAUUUUUUCAUAUCAGGUGGAGGUGAUAUUGGAUGUGGAUCAGUUGAGGGAGGAAAUUGGCUUCCUGAGGAGAACCCUGAGGAUUAAACGGAGGUUGGCGUCACUGAGGGCUGAUCGGGGCCUUGACUGUGCGCCAAAGACCAAGAUGCCGUGCGAACACGGCAGUACUAAGGUGGCCCUGCUGAUGGAGUGGACCCGUGCUGUGUGUGAUUUCUACAAUCUGAAGGUGGAGAACUUCACUGUGACAUUCUCAGAUGGCCGUGUCCUCUGCUACCUCAUCCACCACUACCACCCCAGUCUCGUCUCAGAAGAUUGUGUGCAUAACAACACCACGCAGACUGUGGAAUGCUCGCCGCGGGGUCGCAUGGAGCUCGACUGCUCAGCCGUAGACUCGGACGACUCUUUUGACUACUCUUUGGCAGGGCGAAACGGACUUCAGUCUCCCUCUGUGGCGUUUAAAGAGCUACUGGAAAAUGAGAAAAGCAAUUUCAGACUUGUUAAUACAGCAGUGGCUUUCCUGGGUGGAGUACCCGCCAUGAUCAAUCCAGCCGACAUGUCCAACACCAUCCCCAAUGAGAAGGUUGUCAUGUCUUACCUGUCUUUCCUGUGUGCUCGUCUCCUGGACCUGCGUAAUGAAACCAGAGCAGCUCGCGUCAUACAAGGUGCCUGGAGGAAGUACAGAUUAAAGAGAGACCUACAGCUGUACAAGGAGAGAAAUAUGGCUGCUUUGAAAAUCCAGGUCGUUGUGAGGCAUUUUCUACAGCGGCGUCGGGCCAAGAAGCAAUGUGCAGCUUCCAUAAUCAUCCAAUCAGUCUGGAGGGGCUAUGUUACUCGCAAAACACUGAGGACAAAAAAAGAGACAGAACUCCGGAAUAUACAGCAUCAAGCAGCAACUGUCAUCCAGGCACAGUGGAGAAUGUUUUCCACUAUGAGGUAUUACCAGAAGCUCCGAUACUACACGGUUGUGGUCCAAGCACAGUGGCGAAUGAAGAAGGCAAUCUCAGCUUUUGGAAGAAUCUACUGGGCGACAACUGUCAUAAAGAGAUAUUUAAGAGCUUCGAUUCUUGCAAGAAAAAUGAGGGAGCGUUAUCUUUUGCACAAAUCUGCAGUAAUAAAAAUACAGAGAGGCUACAGACGAUGGAAAAUCCUGAAAACUAGAAGGGAAACUUAUGCAGCCAAAGUCAUACAAACCACCUUUAAGAAAUGGUACACAGAGAAAAUGGCCAAAAGAGUGUCUGCUGCUGUUAAGAUUCAGUCCUGGUAUAGAAUGAAGAGGUGUUUGUUUCAGUACAGAAAGUUCCAAAGCAGCAUCUUGCUCAUUCAAGCCCACUACAGAGGUCAUGUACAAAGGCAGCACUUUCAGAGGCACAAGCAUCGGCACGACUCGGCCAUUGUCAUCCAGAGUGCCUUCAGAGGGUACACUGUCAGGAAACAUGUGAUGAAAAUGAAGUAUGCCUCAGUCCUGAUCCAGCGGUGGUACAGGGCGUCUAUGCAAAGAAACACACAAAGGCAAAUGUUUGUCAAGCUGUGUUGGGCCGCCAGAACCAUACAGGCAGCAUACCGAGAGAAACGCACUCAAAACUUGAUGAAAAAACAGCACAAGGCAGCAACUUUGAUCCAGGCUACAUUCAGGAAAUUUGCUGCCCAAAGGAACUACCAUGCCCUGAGAAAGGCAGCAGUUGUGCUACAGCAAAAGUAUAGAGCCACAGUUUUGGCUCGCAAGACAAAGGAGGAGUAUGGUAUCAUCAAGAUUGCUGUAAUCACCAUACAAGCAACCUGGAGAGGCCGAGCUGACAGGAAGAGGAUAGAAAAAUACCACCAGUGUGCAACGCUUAUCCGGGCCUACUAUUGUCGCCAUAAAGCACAAGUGGAGUACAAGUCAAAAAAGGUAGCAGCUGUUGUCAUCCAGCGCCAUUAUAGGAAUAAUGUGGCUGCAAAGGAAACAAGAAAAGCAUUCCUCCAGAAGAGAGCAGCCUGUGUUAUACUACAAGCUGGCUUUCGAGGCAUGAAAGUUAGGACAGAUCUGAAGGAAAAGCACAAGGCCGCGACUGUCAUUCAGUCUGCAGUUAGAAUGUUUUUAGCAAGGAAACGAUACAUUCUCCUUCAAAGCGCAGCCAUUAUAAUCCAGAGCCAUUAUAGAGCGCUACUUGAGGGCAGGGAACAGCAACAUGUGUACAGGAAGCAAAAGAAAGCUGCCUUAAAAAUCCAAGCAGUUUACAGAGCAUGGAGAGCCCGAGAAGAAAUUAAGAAGAGGCACAAUGCUGCCAGAGUAAUCCAGGCUAAAUUCAGAAUGUACAGAGCACGUAUGGCUUAUCUUGCAACUAAGUGCGCUGCAGUCAUUAUUCAAGAACGUUUCAGGGCCAAAAUCCUCAUGAAUCAACAGUUGAAAAAAUACAGAGUUAUGAAAUCUGCUGCUGUUGUCAUCCAGGCAUCUUAUCGCGGACACCGGACGAGGAUGGAUAUUGUGGAAAUGCACAGUGCUGCCGUGGUCAUUCAGAGACAGUUUCUCACCUUCCAUGAAAGGAAUAAAUUUGUUUCAAUUAGGAGAGCAGCUAUGGUGUUCCAGCAGCGAUACAGGGCAUUGACCCUGAUGAGAGAGGUCCAAACUGAUUAUCUGUCAAAGCGCAGGGCAGCCACUUGUCUGCAGGCAGCCUUCAGAGGAUACAAGGUCCGAAAACAAUUGAUCAUAAAACACAAAGCUGCUUUAACAAUUCAGUCAAACUUCAGGAAAUAUCAACAAAAUCACUUCUACAGGAGGCUUCAGUGGGCUGCCAGUGUUGUGCAAGAACGUUACAGAGCAAACAAAAAAAUGAGAAAUGAAAGAUGGGCUCUCCGUACGAAGAGAAAUGCUGCCAUUGUCUUACAAGCUGCCUUCCGGGGACUGAAAUCCAGACAGAUCAUCAAACAAAAGCACCAGGCAGCCACCACUAUCCAGAGAGCUUUCAGAGCCUACAGCGAACACAAGAAGUAUCUUGCCUUAAAAUCUUCGGUGCUUGCCGUACAGCGCAGAUAUCGGGCCACGAUUGCAGCCAAAGCACAAAUGCAACAUUACCGAAACAUGCACAAGGCUGCACUUGUCAUUCAGGCAUCAUACAAAAGAUGGCGAGUCAGGAAGGAUAUUGCUCUUUGGCACCAGGCAGCCACUGUGAUCCAAUCUAUUUUCAGGCAGCACAGAGAGGAAGUUAAAUUCCAGGCCAUGCGUCUGUCAGCAGUCUUCAUCCAGAGAUACUACCGAGCGCAUGUCCUUCAGAAAAGAGAAAGGGCAUACUUCCUCAAAAUCAGAUCUUCCGCUAUUGUCCUGCAAGCAGCAUUCAGAGGUCAUUCUGUGAGAAGAGGAAUUGCCAAGAUGCACAGAUCUGCUACUGUCCUUCAAGCAAACUUCAAGAGGCAUAAGCAGCAAGCGACUUUCAGGAAGCAGCGCUGGGCUGCCUGUAUCUUACAACAGAGAUUCAGAGCUCUUAGACAGAGGAAUUGUGAGGUAAAGAAAUAUGAUGAAGUCAGGAAAGCUGUCAUCUGUCUGCAAGCUGCCUUCCGGGGAAUGAAAUCACGACACUCGGUCAGACAAAUGCACUUGGCAGCCACCACUAUCCAGAGAGCUUUCAGAGCCCACUGUGAACACAACAAGUAUAUUUCCUUAAAAACAUCUGUGCUCACCAUACAGCGCCGAUAUCGUGCCACUAUCGCUGCCAAAGCACAAUUACAACAUUACCAAAACAUGCAAACUGCUGUUGUAAUUAUUCAGGCAGCCUACAGAGGGACGCAAGUCAGGAAGUGUGUUGCUCGUUGGCAUCAGGCUGCCACUCUGAUCCAGUCUGUUUUCAGACGACACAAGGAAGAAGUCAAAUUCCAGGCCAUGCGUGUCUCUGCCAUCAUCAUCCAGAGAUACUACCGAGCUUACGUCCUUCAGAAACAAGACAGUAGAUACUACUACAAAAUUAGAUCAUCAGCCAUUGUUCUUCAGGCAGCAUUCAGAGGUCAUUCUGUGAGAAGAGGAAUUGCCAAGAUGCACAGAGCUGCUACUGUCCUUCAAGCAAACUUCAAGAGGCAUAAGCAGCAAACGACUUUCAGGAGGCAACGCUGGGCUGCUUGUGUUUUACAGCAGAGGUUUCGAGCUCUAAGACAGAGAAACAUUGAGGUACAACAUUAUCAAGAAGUCAAGAAAGCUGUGAUGACGCUUCAAGCUGCCUUCCGGGGAAAAAAAUCAAGACAAUCCAUCAGACAAAUGCGUCUGGCUGCCACCACUAUCCAGACAGCUUUCAGAGCCCACUGUGAACACAAGAAGUAUCUUGCCUUAAAAGCGUCUGUGGUCAUCAUACAGCGGCGAUAUCGGGCCACUGUAGCAGCCAAAAAACAAAUGCAACAUUACCAAAACACGCAAAAGGCUGCACUUGUCAUUCAGGCAUCAUACAAAAGAUGGCGGGUCAGGAAGGAUAUUGCUCUUUGGCAUCAGGCAGCCACUGUGAUCCAAUCUAUUUUCAGGCAGCACAGAGAGGAAGUUAAAUUCCAGGCCAUGCGUCUGUCAGCAGUCUUCAUCCAGAGAUACUACCGAGCGCAUGUCCUUCAGAAACAAGAAAGGGCAUACUUCCUCAAAAUCAGAUCUUCAGCCAUUGUCGUGCAAGCAGCAUUCAGAGGUCAUUCUGCGAGAAAAAGAAUUGCCAAGAUGCAGAGAGCCGCGACUGUCCUUCAAGCAAACUUCAAGAGGCAUAAGCAGCAAAAGACUUUCAGGAAGCAACAGUGGGCUGCUUGUGUCUUACAGCAGAGGUUUAGAGCUCGUAGACAGAGAAACAUUGAGGUACAACAUUAUCAAGAAGUCAAGAAAGCUGUGAUGACGCUUCAAGCUGCCUUCCGGGGAACAAAAUCAAGACAAUCCAUCAGACAAAUGCAUUUGGCUGCCACCACUAUCCAGACAGCUUUCAGAGGCCAUCGUGAGUUGGAUAAAUAUCUGAAAAUAAAAUCCUCAGUACUAACAAUUCAGCGCCAGUUUCGAACUGCUGUAGCAGCUAAAGCUCAAAGGAAGCGAUUCUUAGACGCACGCUGUGCAGCCAUUGUCCUUCAGGCAGCAUACAGGGGCCAGCAAGCUCGGAAGUGGCUUGCUCAUUUGCACCGGGCUGCAACUGUAAUCCAGUCAGCAUAUAGGAAGCACGUUGAGGUUGUCAAAUUCCAGGCAAUGCGUGCAUCUGCUGUGGUCAUCCAGAGAUGUUACCGGGCCUUUAUUCUUCAAAGGCAAGAAAGAAACAAGUUCCUGAAAAUCCUGCAAUCCACCAUUAUUAUUCAGGCUGCUUAUAAAGGCUACUGUGUCAGGAAGCACAUAAGUCGACAAAGUCAAGCUGCCACUUUGAUCCAGUCGCACUGGAGGUGCUUAAUCCAAAGGCGCAUCUUCCGGAAGAAAAGAGAGGCUGCUUUGAAGUUGCAACAGAAGGUCCGAGCAGUCCAGGUUGGCAAGGUGGACAGGAACAAGUUUGUCCGACUAAGGCAGGCCGCAAUCACACUUCAGACCCAAUAUAGAGCCUGGACUGCACGAAAGCGGAAACGUGAGGUCGCCAACGCACAGAGGAGACUUCGUUUCACUGGGGCAGUCUACCACCACCUCAGUGCCAUCAAAAUCCAAAGAGCUUUAAGAGCACGCUGGGCCCUGGAGUCUGCUACGAGACAGAUACAUUCUGUCCUCGCCGUACAACGUUUGGUCCGAGUGAGACAGCAAAGAAAACGCUUCCUCGAGGACCGAAGGAAGGUGGUCACAGCCCAGAGAGCAGUCAGGCGUUGGUUAGCUCGUCGACACAGUGCUGCGUCUGUCAUCCAGGAGGCUACCCGCAGGUUCCUCCUCCUCAGGCGCCAGAAGAGAAUCGAACACGGCAUUGUCAAAGCUCAGGCUCUGUGGAGAGGACACUGCUCCCGCCGACUGAAUGACAAUGUCAAAGUAAUAAAGUUGAGACAUAAAUUGCGUAAAGUCUCAGCUAGUGCCCGAGAGGAGGACAAAUUGUCCAACAAAACAUCCUCUGCCCUGGACUGUAUCCUUCAAUACAAACGCUUCUCCUACAUCCUUGAGGCACUGAAAAAUCUAGAGGCCACGACCAGGCUGUCCCCUGUGUGCUGUGAGCAGCUGGUAGACAGUGGAGCCACUAGUGUCAUCUUCAAGCUCAUCCGCUGCUGCAACAGGAGUGUGUCCUGCAUGGACGUCAUCACCUACUCCAUCCAGAUCCUCCUCAACCUCUCCAAGUAUCACAAAACCAUUGAGGCAGUGUAUUUGGUCGAAAACUCAGUGGACACACUGGUGGGCCUGCUGCAGCAGUACAGAGAGAAAGCAGGAGAUAAAGUGGCAGGCAAAGGUGGCAGCAUCUUCACCAAGGCCUGCUUCCUAUUGGCUCUGCUCCUGCAAGACAAACACCAUGCUGAGGAGGUUACGAAACUUCCAAAGGUCUUGGACAGGCUAACGAGCAUUUAUCGCCUCACUGUUCGCAAGAAUAAGAUGGAUGCUGAAAGAAGUGUCAUGAAGCAGAAGAUUAACGGAAGCUUCUACAUCCAGCAGACACCACGUAAAUCCCGCCCUGUGCCAAAGUUUGCGCCAGACUGGGUUCUCAGGAAGGACAAACUUAAAGACAUUGUGGAUCCCCUGAUGGCCAUUCAGAUGGUGGCUAACAUGCUCUCCAUUGUGUUGUAAAUAGCUUUUAAAUCUUCAUGUUUACAAAACAUCUUAUGUUUUUCCAUUAUGUACAACUUCAGUUUCUUUUUUCCUUUACUUUUAGUGUAUAUAUUAAAUUGUUUUUUUUAUCACAAACAUGGAUUUGUUUGCUUUUCAUUUUUUGUUUAAAACAUGUAUUUAUUUUUAGAGGCUGCGUUAAAAAGAAACAAAAGCGUCCUUACCUUACACCUCUUCAUACGAAGAGGUAUGGUCAAAUGUGAGCUGCCAGUGCUCAGAUGUUGGUUUCACCACGUCCCAAAAGUGUGCAAAACUUGACCUUUACCACCCAAAAUUGUCACCAGUAGAAGGAUGUAAGUAGUAAUCAUUUUACAUGUACUGAUAUGAAGAAGGCUGUUGCUCAAUUGUACGAAAAUGGCGAGUUCCAAGUUCGCUGCUAAAAGAAAAGUGGCCCAUGGACAAAUGUAAUCGAGGACCCUAGAUAUAGACUUACAUGUUAGCAUUGGGAGUUUUCCUUGUGUUCGUUCCUCUUUUCCUUCUGGUUUUUGGACAGCACUUGCGUGGUAGUUGUGGCUAUCUCAUCAAUGUAACGUUACUGACGCCUAGUGGCCACCGUAGAUAUAUCACAAUGCUUUUGAAUGGGUCUUCUGAAUGCUUUAUAUUUGUAUUUUAAGUCAUUUAGCAAUUUUUAUGCUUGGAAAUGUGUAAUUUAGUGAAGAAAAAUAAAAAAUUGCUUAAAUAUGCAGAUUUUUGACUAAUAAUAGGCCAUA
Messenger RNA from Dunckerocampus dactyliophorus (ringed pipefish), 10723 nucleotides. RefSeq names its product assembly factor for spindle microtubules (gene aspm). The record is from RefSeq and is a predicted model, not a curated record. The transcript has 26 exons. NCBI's taxonomy places the organism in Eukaryota, Metazoa, Chordata, Actinopteri, Syngnathiformes, Syngnathidae. Gene Ontology annotation, molecular function: protein binding. The coding region runs from base 153 to 9974 and encodes 3273 amino acids.